AUGCCGGGCCUGAUACCCCUUCGCAUGAGCGCGCUCAUUCCGGCAUCAAAAAUCGCAGCCUCCUACUCAGAAGACAAAUCCAAUGCCACAAGUUGGGAGCCCACGCCGUACAAGCCAAGAACAGCUGAGAUGCAGUUCAGGCAAGCCACGCGCGAGCGCAUGAUUCCCGAGCCUCUCAUUACAUCUAGACCAGCUCCUUCUACGCCUUCUCAAUGGAAAAGGGCGUUGGCUGAGAUUAAAAGAGACUUUGCCAACCGAAAAUACCGACACUGCUCUAUGCGGUGUCAAGAGAUUCUCGACACCAUGAAGGAUUCGCACAAACCAGAGACAGCAUGCCUGAUAUACAUCCGUUUCUACGCCGCAUCUGCUCUUGAAAUGCAAGUCCGUUCUCUUCAUCACACCUCUCCUUACCGGAUGAAGCUCCUCCUCCAAGCCCGCGACCACUACCGCGCCGCAUCUGAUCUCGCCAAAGAAGACGAUGCUACUAAGCGGCGGCCCUCUUCUCGAUCACGACACACUCCUUUUGGAUCGGACGCAUCAUUCUCUACACUCUCCUCCGGAAGCUCUGCUUCACUCUCGAUCAGCUCUUUGGACAGCUGUUUGAAGAGCCCCGGUAGCCGGCCGAAGCAAAAGAAGCGCGUCGCGUUCUGUGACGUGCCCUCGUAUGAACCUUUGCACGAGUCUACCUUUGAGCCUUUUAUUCGCCCAGACUCUCCAACCCUCGGCUUUGACGACGACUGGUGCAUCCGUCAACCUACUCCUGAGCCUCCAGCUCUCUACUCGGCUCCCCUCCGACCCAGCUCUGGAAAGUCGCAGUUUCCACUCCCUUCUCCCACAAAUUCAGAAUUCAGCUCUAUCCAGGGCGAUGAUGACAGUUACUUCGAUACUCCCACCGCUGCAGACAGCUUCCUCCAUGCCCGUUCCGUCCACCACUAUUGCACUGUACUUGCCAGCCUGCAGCACCAAAUCACCUCUCACCUGGAAUGGUUAGAGCGUGAUCUUGCCGCCGCAGAGAAUCCCCAGCCUCCGCAAAUCCUUAGCGAGGAAAUGCGUAACCUGGAACUGCGUACGCGGAUUGAGCGGCUGAAGGCCAAUGGCUGGAAGCGACAGCGCUUUGAUUUCCGAAAAUACGAGGCACUUCGAGAGAGGGCCUUGGAGGAUAUCAAUUAG
Messenger RNA from Trichoderma gamsii, 1170 nucleotides. RefSeq lists its product as hypothetical. Lineage: Eukaryota; Fungi; Ascomycota; Sordariomycetes; Hypocreales; Hypocreaceae. The coding region runs from base 1 to 1170 and encodes 389 amino acids. The record is from RefSeq and is a predicted model, not a curated record. The transcript is spliced from 2 exons.